GCUUUCAGGAUGCCGAAAAGUUAUUCCCAAAUGAUCGCGGAGUGGCCGACGGCCGUCCUGGUGCUGUGUUCAGUGACGGCUGUGGUUUGCACUCUAGCUGGCCUGCUUGUUGGGAAUUUGCCUGACUUUUCAGAACCCUUAAUGGGUUUCGAGCCACGAGACACUGACAUUGGCAGAAAGCUCGUUGUGUGGAGGAAUGUAGAGAGCCAUACAGGCUACAAGAAGACCCUUUCCCUUUCUCCCUACGCCGAGAAGAAAAGCUAUGAUGACAUUGGCGUCAGCAGAGGACAGAAGGCUGCUCAGGGAGAACAAGAAGCGAGGACACGGAGAAUGGUGGAACAAAUCUACGGAGCAGAUGGUUUCUUUUGUGGUCCUCCAGAAAAGAGCUAUUCCCAGCUGGUAUUUAUGUCCACAACUGCUGGGAGCUUAUGGAACUUGCAAGCUAUUCAGUCCAUGUGUCAAAUCGAACAAGACAAGAUACGCUCACAUGUUCAUUUUAGAGACCUCUGCCAACGCACUGAAGCCAACGAAUGCUGCCCAAGCUGGUCUCUGGGGAACUACAUUGCCGUCCUGUACAACAGGUCUUCGUGUUUGGAGAUAACCCAAGGAGAUAUCUCCCAUACCCUGGCCCUCCUUCGUGCCUGUGCUCCAGACUACCACAAAGGUAUCCUCACCCCGUCCUGCAUAGGUCCCGAGACUGUGAGACAGAAACACUCCCAGUGUGCCAAAGUCCCAGAAAAAUGCACCCGCUUCAAUGCCAUUUACCAGCUCCUUCACUUCUUGGUCGACAGAGACUUCCUUAGUCCCCAGACGAUGGAGUACCAAGUGCCAUCUCUCAAAUACAGCCUGCUGUUUUUGCCUACAAGGAAAGGUGCAUCUAUGAUGGGGAUCUACUUAGACAAUCUUGAAUCCUGGGAUCUGUUUGAUAACUACACAUCUAUCACUGGAAUGGACCUGGGCCUUAAGCAGAAACUAUUCCAGCACUACCUUUUACUGGAUACUAAGUAUCCAGUCCUGGCAAUAUUAGCUAUUUUUCUAAGCAUUUCUUUUUAUUUACGCUCAGUCUUUAUCACCUUGAUGGUCCUGCUCGCUGUUGUCAGCUCUUUAAUGAUAUCCUACUUCUUGUACAAGGUGGCCUUCAGAUUCACCUACUUCCCUUUUAUAAACCUGACAGCAGUCAUCAUUCUCAGCAGCAUUUGUGCCAACCACACCUUUGUCUUCUUCGACCUCUGGAACCUCAGCAAGAACCAGAACCCUUCUGCUGGGCUUUCUCAGUGGGUGAGUCAAACCAUGCACCAUUUUGCGUAUCUCAUGCUGGCAUCUUGCUUCACCACGGGUGCUGCCUUCUAUGCCAGCUACAUUAGCAACAUAAUAGCCAUCCGCUGCUUUGCUGUUUACAUGGGCACCUCGGUGCUGGUCAGUCUGGUGUUCAUGCUGACCUGGCUUCCUUCUUCGGCUGUGCUGUACGAGCGCUACGUAGCAACGACCUGCAUUUACAAGCCAGGAGACUGCUGGAACAACACCGGCCAUAAGAGGGUCGCUCUCUCCCUCCAUUACAUUCUCAGGGGUCUCCAGAACACGCUGUCUGAAACCUCCAAGCUGCUGUUUGAAAAGCUUCUGCCUUGCGGGGUCAUCAAGUUUCGGUACAUCUGGAUCUGCUGGUUUGCCGCCUUAGCAAUAGGAGGUGCCUACAUUUCCUGCUCCAACCCAAAACUCAAACUCCCGACUCUUGAGACGUCGUCUGUCCAGGUGUUUCGACUGAGCCACCCCUUUGAGCGGUACGAUUCCGAGUACUGCCACCAGUUCAUGUUCGAGAGGCUGGAGCGUGGAGAAGGGCAGCGUAUGCCUGUCACGAUAGUCUGGGGCAUUCUGCCCGUGGAUAAUGGGGACCACUUCAAUCCAAAAAGCAACGGCACCCUAGUGACAGAUGCCACCUUCACAAUCCAAAACCCAGAUGCCCAGAAGUGGCUCCUCGAAUUCUGCCAAAAAGUGAAGAACAAAACUUUCUAUUACCCCGACGCAGAGCAGAAAUCUACUGUGUGCUUCAUGGAGGAGUUCCUCAGGUGGAUGGACAGUCGCCAGUGCUCCCAGCGAGACCACAGCUUCAACCUUUGCUGUAACCAGUUCUCCUUCCCUUACGGAAGCGAAGUCUUCCUACACUGCAUCAAAAUGAUGCUCCUGGAACAAAGCAGGGAAGGGGCAGAAAUGUACGACCUGGGCCUCAGGUUUGACGGGGAGGGAAAUCUCGCCGCCUUAGUGCUGCAGUUUCAAACUAUUUAUCACUAUAGCUUCAACUACAGCAAAGCCAAACAAUUCUACGAGGAAAUCAACCUCUGGGUAACAGAGGAAAUGAAAACUGCCCCCAUGGGGCUUCAGAAUGGAUGGUUUACCAGUAAACUAGAGCUGUACAACCUCCAGCACAGUCUCAGCACAGAAAUGAUGGUGGUUAUGGGGCUCUCCAUAGCCAUUUCCUUUGUGGUGCUGCUGCUUACUACCUGGAACGUUCUCCUUAGCAUUUUCUCUGUCACUGCCAUCGCAGGCACUGUCCUGGUAACCACUGGCCUUUUGGUCCUCUUGGAGUGGCAGCUCAACGCAGUGGAGUCUCUCUUCAUUUCAGCUGCAGUAGGUCUCUCUGUUGACUUUACCGUCAACUACUGCAUCUCCUAUCAUCUGUGCCCCCAUUCUGACCGCCUGAGCCGAGUGGCCUUUUCCCUGAAGCAGAUGAGCUGUGCCACGGCCAUGGCAGCUUCUGCUCUCUUCUCUGUGGGGGUCAUUAUGUUGCCGGCGACGGUCCUGGCCUACAGGAAGUUGGGGAUAUUCAUCAUGAUGAUCAAGUGUAUCAGCUGUGGGUUUGCCAGCUUCUUCUUCCAGUCACUGUGCUGCUUCUUCGGCCCAGAGAAGAACUGUGGGCAGAUCCUUUGGCCUUGUGCCCACACCAUGAAGGACUAUUCUGAUGACUCGGGGCUGAACGGAAGCUUUGCCUGUGGGGGGACCGAGAAGCAAAACCGGUUGCGGAAGGUCCAAGAGUCCAACACUGCAAACGAGCAAUACGAGCUCCAGCCCUUGUCCAGAAAACUCAGCGACAGCUUUGACAACAGCACCUCCACAAGCAAGCUGUCCAACCGGCCGUCAGUGCUCUCUGAAGACAUACAAGCUGAAGACAACAGAUGCCCCAGAACGCACACCUCCCUUGAAAGAGAGAGACAGAAUUUGCAGGAGGCCCUUGGAGACCAGCAGGCUGGCCUGUGCCAGUGUCCUGCCUUGCAAACCUCCUCUCCGUACAAGCACAGCAGCUCAGGAGCAGAAAUGCACAGGGAGAGACUCUGCCGAGACUGUCGAUGUCGAAAGUACGGUCCAAAAGCUUGGGAUGGGUCUGGGCUGGACCAUAUCCAGCCAGCUGGCACGAAAGAAGAAGAGCAGCUCAAUAAAUCACAGUGCUCUAGUGACGCUGCCCAGCAGCAGCAGGAUUAUACCUCAGACAACAGCCAUCUCCCUGCUGCUGACAUCUACAAAAUUCACAGAUGCCUUUGUUCUCUUGGCAGCUCUUUUGACAUGCUCAACAUCUCCAGCGAGACGUCGAUUAGCGAUUUUGAGCAAGGCCUAAAGCUCGCUGAAUCAGCCAGUUCUUGUCCUGAUGUCUUGGAGCUGUCUGAUUCGUACAGCCAAACAGAGAGAGGUUACUUGAACGGGAAGAGAGAUACCCUGCGGCUGGACCUGAGGGAGACUGUCUUUGAUAUCUCUCCAGCAGCAUCGCAGCAGAACAGCUCUUCAUGGAAAAAUCGAUUUGGCUUAGGGAGUGAAGGUCCGGUCGUGUUACCGAACAGCCAACCAGACAUGCCUGAUGUUUGGAUCAAACGGUCUAGCGCACAGAGUUCUGGUUACAACAGUUGA
This is a messenger RNA of Opisthocomus hoazin, 3891 nucleotides long. Lineage: Eukaryota; Metazoa; Chordata; Aves; Opisthocomiformes; Opisthocomidae. The record is from RefSeq and is a predicted model, not a curated record.